Pelobates fuscus (common spadefoot toad) is the source of this 2108-nucleotide messenger RNA. RefSeq names its product proton channel OTOP1-like. Gene Ontology annotation, molecular function: proton channel activity. The coding region runs from base 113 to 1930 and encodes 605 amino acids. Gene Ontology annotation, cellular component: membrane. The transcript is spliced from 7 exons. The record is from RefSeq and is a predicted model, not a curated record. NCBI's taxonomy places the organism in Eukaryota, Metazoa, Chordata, Amphibia, Anura, Pelobatidae. Gene Ontology annotation, biological process: inner ear morphogenesis; proton transmembrane transport.
GCUGCAUGGAUCUUCAUCACAAUGCCCAGGAACUCACUAUGACAGAGCCGAGCCCCAUUCUGACACUGACACACAGGAUUUCUCUCAGCCUGUGGUGGUGACUGUUUCCAUAAUGGAUGAAAAAUUUCGAGAAGACCAUGUUGCCAUCAGUGAUAUGGCCAGUACAAUGAUGGACAAUAAUCCUUACGAAGAUCUUGAUGGCAUAAGUGACAACUCUCUGAACCCAGUGUCUGCAAAAAGUUUUAAUCUGCCUUCAAACCAAACUCCGAUGGAUGAAGCAGAACUAGUUUUAAAACGGCAUAAAAAUUCUGAAAUUUCAAGUAGCCAGUAUGGCAUUAAUAUUUUUGUGAUUGGAUUUCUUCUUAUGUUUCUUUGCUCUUUUGAUAUCGCUGGAGUGAGAAAAUGUGAUUGGAUGAUAUUCUUGGUCGUGCUGGUGUUGAUCCAAAUCUUAUGGAUGCUAUGGUAUAUCUACGUAAGUCACGCUUGCACUCAGAAACAAAAAGAGAAGGACUCCAACGCAGGAGCUAGAUGGUUAAGAUGUGGAAUAGCCAUAUUUGCAAUAACCACCUUAAUCAUGGACUUCUUGAAGCUGGGCCACUUUGUUGGAUAUAUGGAAUGCAUGCCAUUAAUUGAAGGGAUUUACCCAGCUGCACAUAUUGUUCAUACGAUCGUCCAGGUCUACUUUCUCUGGUAUCAUUCCAAGGAUGUCAUCAAGUCCUUCAAAACUGUGGAAAGGUUUGGAUUAAUCCACUCUGUGUUUACAAACUUACUCCUGUGGGUAAGUGCAGUGACAACAGAAUCAAAACAUCAACUUGAAGAACAUAUGGCACGGCUGACCUCCCUUGGAUUCAACAAUAUAACUCUUGAUCCAGGCCACCCACACUGUAACUGUACAACUGGUAUGUGUGAUGCAUUUUCCAUAGGUACAUAUUAUGUUUACCCAUUCAACAUAGAGUAUCAUAUUUUAGCUUCUGCAAUGUUGUAUGUCCUGUGGAAGAAUAUUGGGCGCAGCAUCAAACAUCGCCAUCAUAAAACUAAUCUAAAAUUUCAAGGUGUGGUUGUCGGGGUUAUUUUUGGACUCAUUGUCCUGGCUGUAACAAUCGGAGUUGUUGUCCUUUAUUUGCUCAACAUCGGACGCUCAAAGCAAAGUAGCGAGGCGGCAUUAACUGUUUACUACUUGUAUUCUGUUGUGGUGCUGAGUGGAAUGUGCAUAGCUGCAGUUGUUGGUCUCAUCCUUCACAGACUGGACAGACAUCCUGCAGUAGUGGAGAAAAGUCCAUCCUUAAAACUGGAUGAAGAGCUAUUAGUCGGUUCGGCCUGCGGCUCUUGGAUCACAUCAUGGGGAUCUAUUUUGGCAGUCAUUUACGCUGAAAGUCACCCAACCUAUACUUGGUAUAAUUUACCUUAUUCUAUUUUAGUCCUGAUUGAAAAGUACAUCCAAAACCUUUUCAUAAUUACAUACAUACACCGCAAGGAUGAGAAAAUAUGUACUGAUACAAUUCCCAAUAUAUAUAUGAAGCAACCUCAACUUGCAUCAUCUGAUGACAAUAAUCAUGUAGGACCGUGUGGCGGACCAGAUGUGCGAGAGAAUGGUUCUUUAUCUAAUAAUAAUAAUGUUGACAAAAAAGAAAAAGAAGAAAAUAAUUCAAUUCCUGCUUUUGAUCACAUGCCAAGCAACAAUACAAAUCCAGGGAAUGGUGGAUUAAAGAAACAAGUGCUAAGAAACAUUACAGUUGCCCUAUUCAUCAGCAAUAUCUCGCUGUGGAUCCCACCAGCUUUUGGUUGUCGUCCACAAUAUGAUAAUGGAUUGGAAGCUGUUGUUUUCGGCUUAAUUCCAUGGAUUUUUAUUAUUGAUAUUGCACUCCCAUUUUCCAUAUUCUACAGAAUGCACUCUGCCUAUUCGCUUUUUGAUGUGUACUGCAAAAUAUGAACAUUUUCAAUAGUGAUUAUCCACUAAAACAAAGAUAAGGUCGAUUACAUCAACGAACAACCUAAUAUCUCCUGAACAAUUGGACAUUUUAUAUUUUCUGUAGAUGUGAUGUGUUUAAUUAAUUUUACAUUUCUUAAUUCUAGGAUAUAUUUGAUUUUUAUAUUUCUAAGAAAUCUUA